AUGAAAUAUUUUAUAGUUAAAACCUCAACGCCAAGCGCGCACUCAAAUCCCUGUCCAUUGUCUGCUUUGUCGGAUGUUAGAACAUCAUAUUCUAUCAGGUCGGGUCAGAGUGUGAUUUCUGACAGUCGAACAUUGACAGCCAAAGAUGAUAGUUCUGAUGAUGAAAGUGAUGAUGAUAAUGACAAUUUUGGUGAACACACUAUCCAGGCAGACCAGGUUUUGUCGGACGAUUCUCUUGAUGUAUGUCCCCCGGGUUUUGACGUGCCAUUACUGGAUGACUUGCUCAAUGUGACAAUCCGUGGACAUGAUGGAGAUGAGCCCACAGAAGAUGUUGGAACCCAACAACAACAACAGCAGCAACAUAAGACGACUCAACCAGAAUACAUCUCUACUGUGGAAGAAGUCAGUCCUGAAGAUGCAAUCAAGAAGGAAAAGUGUAUUGUGUUUACAGACACUCUUAUAGCUUUGAUAACAUCAUUACAUGGGAGUGUUUGUAAACGACAAGGAUGUGGCCGUGUGUUGAGCUAUAAGAAAACAUAUGUUGGAACAUGCCUGGUCGUAUCCUGGGGGUGUAGGUCUGGUCAUGUUGGAGGCAGAUGGGCAGCUCAACCCUCUUGCAACAAGAUUAGAGCAGGCAACCUCGUGCUUGCUUCUGCUUUGUUGUUGUCUGGCAAUUCCUACGCCAAGGUGGGGUUGAUGUUCAACUUCUGUAAUCUGCAGUAUUUCUCAUCAAUAUUAUUCAAUCAGUAUCAGAAGUUGUACAUCAUCCCUGCCAUUAAUGACUACUGGGAAGAACACAAACAGAAAUGUUGGAAAGAAAGAGAGAACAAAGAGGUUAUAUUGAGUGGUGAUGGAAGGAAUGACUCGCCUGGCCAUAGUGCACAAUAUUGUACUUACAGCUUGGCUGAUACCAAUGAUCGUGCCAUACUGCAAAUGAAUGUGGUUGAUGUGAGAGAAGCUGCUGGUAAGAGCAAUAAUAUGGAGAGGAUUGGGUUUGAAAGAGGGAUGGACACACUGCUUGCAUCACCAAUAGUUAUGAAGGAGGUGGUAACUGAUGGUCAUAUUGAAAUUGCUGCAUUGAUGAAAAGGGAAGAGAAAUAUAAGGAGGUCACACAUCAGAAUGAUGUGUGGCAUGGAGCAAAGAACAUUGCAAAGAAAAUCACUACUGCUGCUAAAUCUAAAGACAAUGCAGAUUUGACCUUGUGGGCACCAUCAAUAAGGAACCAUUUUUGGUAUUGUUCAAAAACAUGUGCUAAUGACUCAAAAAAUCUCAAAGAUAAGUGGAUUGGUAUUUUACACCAUGUUGUUGAUGAGCAUGAGUGGGUGUUGGAGGAAGGUGUAAAUGGUGGAAAAUGUGAACAUGAUCCUCUUAAUGAAAGUGAGAGAAAGAAGCCAUGGCUUAAGAAAGAGUCUUCUGCCCAUAAAGCACUGGCAAAGAUCAUUCUGGACACUCGCUUUUUAAACACUUUGGUGUAUUAUGUUAACUUCAGGCACACAGGAUUUUUAGAGUCCUUUCAUAAUGUAAUUUUGAUGUAUGCUCCAAAGCGCCAUGCCUAUUCAUACUCAGUAUACCAAGCUAGAAACCAGCUUGCUGCCUUGGACUUUAACCACCACAGAGGCCGAGCACCAGCAACUACAGCUGAUGGGAAAGAAAGGUACGGUCGGAAGUUCAGUAAGCGUACACAACAGUGGUGCCGUGUUCGUGUUCUUGUACCAAAAGAAUUUAGUUACAUUCCUGAACUGAUGCAGAAGGUUUUUAUAAAGAGGAUCACAUCAGAAGGGAAUGUAAACAAAAGACUUGGUAUUCAAGCAUGCUGA
This is a messenger RNA of Dendronephthya gigantea, 1818 nucleotides long. RefSeq lists its product as uncharacterized. The record is from RefSeq and is a predicted model, not a curated record. The transcript is spliced from 10 exons. NCBI's taxonomy places the organism in Eukaryota, Metazoa, Cnidaria, Anthozoa, Malacalcyonacea, Nephtheidae. Bases 1 to 1818 code for a protein of 605 amino acids.